Molecule: messenger RNA, 5138 nt
Organism: Myodes glareolus (Bank vole)
Lineage: Eukaryota; Metazoa; Chordata; Mammalia; Rodentia; Cricetidae
Gene: Bcl2l11
Product: BCL2 like 11
Biological process (GO): meiosis I
Source: RefSeq, a predicted model, not a curated record
GGCGGCGGGCGGACGGGCAGGCGCGGAACUCUGGAGCCCACGGCUCGGCUUUGUUUUCCUUGCCUUCUCGGUGGCGACGCUCAGGGAUCGUCUGAUCGGCGCCGGACACCGCGAUCGGAAGGGAAGGGGAGGACAAAAAAAGACCAAAUGGCCAAGCAACCUUCUGAUGUAAGUUCUGAGUGUGACAGAGAAGGUGGACAAUUGCAGCCUGCUGAGAGGCCUCCCCAGCUCAGGCCUGGGGCCCCUACCUCCCUACAGACAGAACCGCAAGGUAAUCCCGACGGCGAAGGGGACCGCUGCCCCCACGGCAGCCCUCAGGGCCCGCUGGCCCCAACGGCCAGCCCUGGCCCUUUUGCUACCAGAUCCCCACUUUUCAUCUUUGUGAGAAGAUCUUCUCUGCUGUCCCGGUCCUCCAGUGGGUAUUUCUCUUUUGACACAGACAGGAGUCCGGCACCCAUGAGUUGUGACAAGUCAACACAAACCCCAAGUCCUCCUUGCCAGGCCUUCAACCAUUAUCUCAGUGCAAUGGCUUCCAUAAGGCAGUCUCAGGAGGAACCUGCAGAUAUUCGCCCGGAGAUCUGGAUUGCACAGGAGCUUCGGCGGAUUGGAGACGAGUUCAACGAAUCUUACACAAGGAGGGUAAAUAACUACCCAGAGGCCGAAGAGCACCCUCACCACCCUCAAAUGGUUAUCUUACAACUGUUACGAUUCAUCCUCCGUCUAGUAUGGAGAAGGCAUUGACAGGAUCUUCCCGCCGCCAGGAUAAAAACAUGGACAUUGCUUUUGUUCAGACCGCCAGAACCCCAGCACUUUGGUCUCUCAGCGCCGCGACGGUGCAGCCGGUGGCUCUAUCCCAGAGAGGUGCUGCGGGUGGACGACACACUACCCUGUGUCGAUGUGAACGUCACCCGUCUGUGCAUCACCACAUGGCAGGAUUUCCAGUAGACGUUUGUGUGAAUGUAAACAGGGAGGGUUCUUCUUGUCAGUGUCCAGAGCCUGGGUCUUUGGAGGAGAGUCACGAUGCGGGGAAGGUGUUUACAUGUGGUGUGUUCCUUUGUUUUUCCACCUACUUUCUUUGAUACCCAUUUGGUUGGUUUUUUGUUCGUUUUUUGUUUGGGGGUUUUUCUGGUGUUUUGGGGGUUUUUUUGUUUUUUUUUUUCAGAAAAAAACAUGAAAACUUUUUAGCCAACUUGUGGAUGAUUUUUAUACUGAAAUUCUAAGGACCUGUUGCCUACUCUCAGAGGAUUCAGUAAACCUGCAGUAGGAACUGAGCCGGCCGCUUUAGAAGGCUGUCUUAGUUGAUUUUUGGAGAUUACUGUACAGAAUUUUUCAACGGGGAGAGUAUGGUGUUUUUCCCUCUCUCCCCUGCCAUGGCUUCUUUGAGUUUCUUUUUUAAUUAUCGCUACCAAAACAGUUCUUACGAAAUGGUAAGGAUGAAAGCGACCAAGGGUCAGUUUUGGUGUACCACUCCCUUUCUGUAAAUACCUCCUCAGCUCAGUUGCGUCUGUGGCAAAAUUUCACACUUUCUGUGUUUUUCCUCAUCUCCUCAUCCUCCUCAGUCUGUCUUCACACUGAUGCACAGGUUUGGCCCAGGGUGUUCUCAUGACACAAUGUGUUUGGGUCAGCAAGGGCUAGGGGCUGCCCGGACUGUUCCCAGCUCCAUCAAUCAAGCUGACUCAUGGGAAGGGCUCUUGUCACUUCACCUCUUUGGGGUGGGUUUGUUUGUCUCUUACAUCUUGAGAGAAUGCAGACCUGCAACACUUGCUGCAGCUGUUAGCUCUUUUGGUUGCAGGUUUUGCUGCAGUCAUAGGCUCUGCCUUGCAUAUACCAGGUGGGCAAGAGCCCACACUUGUGGGGAUUGGCCAGGUCCUUUGGGAGCAAGGGGCUCAGGUAAUCAUUUUCCAUGCGUUUUGGCACUUAGCCCGGCUCAUCCCGCCUGGCCCAUGACACCUAAACUUCAUCCCCGUUCCUUUGAACCUACCUUGAAAUAAAGACUGGCUCCGCUUCACCAGUUACUGUAUAUAGGAAACCUCCGUUACACCAAGUGAAACGUUCUUUUUGGUCUUCCAAAAGAUGACUGACUACUUUCUUCUACUUUUUCUUAACAGUUGGAUCUUGUUGGGCCACCUGUGUCCGGGGUGGGGGGUGCUCUCUCUUGGUACCUGCCCCUUAGGAUCAUGUGCCCCAGAAGGCCACACGUUGGUCAGCCAUUUCAGGAGCAGGCAGGACUGGAGGUGUACAGCCUGGGGAAGGAGCACUUCCCUAACACAUGUAGAGGCCCUGGCUUCCAUCCCCAGCACCUCCCAAAGCAAACAGCACAGAUGCAGGCAGAUAACCAGGGAAGACACAGAAAGGACAGAGGGAAGACCAUCGGAGGGGCGGGGGGACUGGGAGCCCUCUAACUUGUGAAAACAUCCGUCAUCAGGCAGCUUGCUUAGAGACGUGUGUGUGUUUCCAAGCAAGACAGCAGUGCCAACGACUGUGUUUGCUUUUUGCCCCGUAUAGGGCCAGUGUUUUUACGUUAUUAAGUAGAGAAAUCCAUUCUUCCCUACGUUCCUAAGUUUGUGUGUGUGUGUCUGUGUGUUUCUCUGUGUGUGUGUGUCUGUGUGUGUGUCUGUGUGUGUGUGUUGCCUAUAUGCUUUUCCUUCUAGAUUGGGAUCAUUUGAUUCCAAAUAGUCUUUCUUUUAAAACCAUUUCUUUCCCAGAUUCCUUAGGUUUUUAAGAGUUUGAAAGCUGUGUUGGCACUCCUGAUGUGUUGAGUCUAAUCGAGGGUUCCUAUAUAGCCCACUCUUAUAAGGUGGCAGUAAGAGUGCAACCAUGGUUCUUCUAGACACCCGCGCGUGCACACACACACACACGCAUGCACACACCAAAGACAUACUUGGUUCUAGGCUGCUCAUCUCCUAGGACUGCCAUGCGCAUGUGCCAGUCUCUCUGGCUGGAGCACUUUACUGUCUCAACCCCGUGACUCUGUGGUACCUCCUGGGCAGGUGCAGAAGGCUCCCAGAGCCAGGUGCCAGUGGCAUGUGUGGCCCUUCAAUGCUUACCUCUGUGUCCCGUUGGCCUCCAACCUGGGGCUGGCCAUCCAAGCAGUUCAUGGGGAAAUAACAGAUUCUAUGAAUUGUAGAAGUAUUCAAGAACAGGAUGCGGCACCCAGAACUUACACGUGACUGGAUGUCCCUGUACUGUAUCUGUUUAUUAAAAUGCAAGUAGGAAAGUGUGUCUGCCUGCUAUAGGUAGACCCUUGUACUUAAUUUUUAUUUUACUAUUAGUAUCUGUCAUUCUCACUUUUUAAAGUAGAACUAGAUCCCCCCUCCUCUGUCUCUCUGUGUCUGUCUGUCUGUCUGUCUUUCUCUGUGUGUGUGUGUGUGUGUGUGUGUGUGUGUGUGUGUGAAAACAUAAUGCGGGUUUGUGCCUUGACAGCCUCCCCAAGUGAGGUUUGUAAAAAGGUGAAGUCCUAUGACUUCACCCCAAGAUGCAAUAAAUACACAAAAUGACUUCCUGAGUAAUUUUUCAGAUUUUCUUCCCAAAAACAAGUUGAAUUUGGGGGUGGGGGACGGGGAGGCUGAAAAAUCAUUUUAAAAUCUCUUUUCAUUCAAGUCUGUAAUAGAUACUGUACACAUCCUCUCCUGUCUCUCAGUGUUGUACAUAUUUUGACUAUUUAUUAGAUUAGGAAGUCGUGUUUUAUUCAUCAACUGAGCCAAAUGUCUGUGUGCAAUUGUGUUUCCUUUACCUUUCUUUGUAAAAUUUUGUACGGCAUAAAUGAGUGUAAAAAAAUCACUGUUUUUCUAAACUUCUCAGAAUUAAGGAUUGUAAAUAUUGCAGGUUCUUUUUCUGUGUAAUGUGCCCUACUGUUUCAUAAUGCUGUAACUUGUAAAAACGUUGUAUAUUUAUUUUCUGCUUAUUUAAUGUCUUAAAUUCUUGAAAGUGUUGACAUCCCUGUCCCCCACACCCCUGCCAUCCCGUCAAUUGCUCAGCUCCUGAGUGGGGGGGACUGGGUCCGCCCUCCCAAGGUGGCCUCCAUUUUGGCUCCUGGCAUUCAGUUCUUGGAUUCUGCCACCUUUUUGAUGAAAUUAGUAUUUUGCUGCCCAUGAGAAUCCCUAAAUGUGGUAGGCUGGAAGAUUGGACUCUUAAAAAAAAAUACCCAUGAAACCCAUCUGUUGUAAAGUAGCUGGCUUUUUGAGAAAAACAGGCUUGCCAGUAAGUUGGCCAUAUCUUCAGAGAAGUAUUAUCAGCAAAUGGGAAAGACUUUUUUUAAUCGAAAGAGUAUCUUCGACAGCUCAGUGUUGAGAGAAAUCCAAUUCUGCCAUCUCUUGAGGUACUGCUGUGUGGCUGUCCUGGACAGGGACCUGUUCUAGAGAAUUUGCCCAGACCACCGGUCUCACCAGGACUCUUGCUGGCUACUGUCCCCACCUGCUGUGUGGUUCCUGUGUUGAGGUGUGUGGACUGAAGUGAGCUAACCCAUUCAGCUCCCUCCUCCUGGUCACUGCAUUAGUCCAGCCAGCUUCUGCAGGUCCAUGCCCUUGCUCCAGCUCUCCGUUUCCCUCAAGAAGAGGUCAGGGUCCCCACUGGCCUGUGUGUCAAGACAGAAGUGCUCACUGAAGCCCGAGGGGCAUGUGACUUCACGUAGAUGGCGGUUCUGUCCUCCCUGCUGAUUUAGCCUGGUGCCUGUGUGUGUCCGUUCAGCACAGCGGUGUGCGGGUUGUGUCCACACGUGUCGCUAAAUCAGGGGGGAGCCCUUCCCAAACAGCCUUGCACAAAGUACCCUCAAGCUCCCAGCCAAGUACUUGACUGCUUUUAUUUUGGAAUUUCAAAAAUGUAAUAUUCAAAUAGGUUCUGAUGUCUAGGUUCUUUGGCCUCUGGUUACUGUAUCCAAAACUGUCAGGUACCCUUUAAUAAAUAGCACUGAUGUCUGUGUAUAGCGCCCCAUCACUGACGCGUCCGAGGACCCAGCGUAUGUAGCAUUUCUUUGUAUUGCAGUUUCCCUGGCUUCCUUUAUGUUUUGCACUGAUGAAUUUUGACAGGGUAAUUGCCACUGUACUUGUGCAAUACUGCUGUAAAUAACUGCAGAUUUUUUUUAAGAAACUCAAUCUUUUAUGUUCCUAAUGAAUUUUAUAUAAAUAAAACUUGCAACUAGC